Equus caballus (horse) is the source of this 1652-nucleotide messenger RNA. RefSeq names its product transmembrane protein 222 (gene TMEM222). NCBI's taxonomy places the organism in Eukaryota, Metazoa, Chordata, Mammalia, Perissodactyla, Equidae. The record is from RefSeq and is a predicted model, not a curated record.
CGGGGCUAGCGCACCAUGGCGGAAGCGGAAGGGAGUUCGCCGCUCCUGUUGCCACCGCCGCCACCCCCGCCCGGAAUGGCGGAAGUGGAGGUGCCGACGGCGGCCGAGACGGACAAGAAGCAAUUUAGCGGCUCGGGCGGCGGCGCCAUGGACGUGGAGCGGAGCCGCUUCCCCUACUGCGUGGUGUGGACGCCCAUCCCGGUGCUCACGUGGUUUUUCCCCAUCAUUGGUCACAUGGGCAUCUGCACAUCCACAGGAGUCAUUCGGGACUUCGCUGGCCCUUACUUUGUCUCGGAAGACAACAUGGCCUUUGGGAAGCCUGCCAAGUACUGGAAGUUGGACCCUGCUCAGGUGUAUGCCAGUGGGCCCAAUGCGUGGGACACAGGCGUGCAUGAUGCCUCUGAGGAGUACAAGCACCGCAUGCAUAAUCUCUGCUGUGACAACUGCCACUCACAUGUGGCAUUGGCCCUGAACCUGAUGCGCUACAACAACAGCACCAACUGGAACAUGGUGACGCUGUGCUUCUUCUGCCUGCUCUAUGGGAAGUAUGUCAGUGUUGGGGCCUUCGUGAAGACCUGGCUACCCUUCGUCCUCCUCCUGGGCAUCAUCCUAACCAUCAGCCUGGUCUUUAACCUUCGGUGAUGGCUACCGCAUGGCCCUGGACCACCAGGCUCCUGAGGAGGCAGCCGCCACCCCUUUUGGUUCCAGAUUCUUUUUCUCACCCCAAAAGGCAGGGAUGGGCCUGCUGGUUUUGACCCAGGGCUUUGGGCUAGGUGGUUGGAAUAAGGGGUAAGGAUGAGCAUGGGGCGGGGUGUUUGCUUUUUGUGUCUCACUGGUCACUCAGACGCUCCCUGUACCCUGCUUCCCAGGCUUGUGACCCCUGCCCUUGAGGCACCUUCUUUGUUCGUCUGUUGAAAGGGCCUUAGCUUGCCUCUGUAGAGCUAUUCCUGCCACUGCCUGCUGGGCUCCCCCUGCCUCAGUCCAGUGCUUGGUAGGGGAAGGGAGGACAUUUGGACCCACCAGCCAAGGCAGCACAGGAGCCAGAGCUGGAUUUGGAGCCCGUCCUCCUGCCGAGGCUCUGGUUCCGGGGUGGGUCAGGUACACCAAGAAGUCUCCAUAAGCUAAGCUGCCCUGGGGCCUUCACCACUGGCCUCUAGAAUGGUCCAGGAGGAUGGACGGACCCCGCUUUGGAUAUUUGUCAGAAGCUGCAGUAGGGGUGGUUUGUGCCCCAUCUCCUGGAGUCCUCCAGUCCAUGCAGCUCCCUCUUCCCAAUCUCCCAGGGCCUCUGAGCACUUGAGCCCACUUGCCCCUGCAGUUCGGGGCCUGGGGUACUCCAGCCAGGCUGGAGAGAUGAGUGACGCUGACAUGUCCAGAGUGACCCCGUGUCCAUCAGAACAAUGUAGACAAAGCUUGGCCCCAGUCCCGGCUAUGGGCCUCACGCUGGUCAUGGCACCCUUGGGCCCAAGAUGUUGGGGGGCCGUCAGAGCAGCCAGUGCCAUCAGGGAGCUGAAGGGGAGCUGUUUCCUCCCACCUACCAUGGCUCCCUCUUCUCUUCAAGUUGUGGAAAGGGGCUGUGCUGUCCGCCUUCUCCCUGUUCCAUGGAUUCCUUUGUGUGGGCUCCUGGGGCAGGAUAAUAAAGAGUUUUGACUCCA